AUGGCACGAUGGAAAAAGAAAAGUAAAAAUCCGUGCAAUUUUGUAACAGAUUUAAUUUUUAAUAUCUUUUGCAACAUAAUACUCGCUUGCGCUUUGUUAUAGUUACUGCUCAAAUAGAGUAAAAAAUUAAACCGCGCUUUUAGCACAACAACGGUUUCGGAACCAAAACCUAGCGAACAAGCUAACAACAAUGGGAGAGUGGAACUACAGUCUGUUCAGCUGCUUCGGCAACAUCAAAGUCUGUCUUAUGGGCUAUUUUAUCCCCUGCUACCUGGAGGGAAAGAUAGCUGAGUCAUUGGGGGAGUCCUGCAUCAUGCACGGAUGUGUGUGGCUCAUACUCCCAAUCACUAACUGGUACUGCCCUGCUGUGAUUCGUGGAAAGGUGCGUGAAUCGAAAGGAAUCGAAGGUAGUCUAAUUAUGGACAUUCUCAUGAUCUGUUUCUGCGGAGCAUGUGCCAUCUGUCAGGAGUACAACGAAAUGGGUCUGGGCGAUGCACUCGCCAGAAGCUAGACCAACCCCCUUCCAAACACUCUUCCCCCUCCCCCAACCACGAGUAUUCUUCAGCUCCUUGCUUGAUCUAGGAACACUCUCUCACAAUCGAACGUGUCUGGGGGUUUAAUAUUAUGUUCAGACGAGGUGCUCAGAUCAUAAACUCAAUUUAAAUCCUUUCCUUGCUUAAAAAAUAUAAAUGAAGUCUUUGGUGUCGAUAUAUUUACUAAAAAUAAGAUGGCUCUUGAAUUUAUUAUAAUGACAAACUGUGGUUGAAAAUUCAAUCGUUUUUGUUUC
Symsagittifera roscoffensis is the source of this 787-nucleotide messenger RNA. RefSeq names its product cornifelin homolog A-like. NCBI's taxonomy places the organism in Eukaryota, Metazoa, Xenacoelomorpha, Acoela, Convolutidae. Bases 191 to 511 code for a protein of 106 amino acids. The record is from RefSeq and is a predicted model, not a curated record. The transcript is spliced from 3 exons.